UUCUACAAUUCAACCCUAAUGUUGGACCAAAUCUUCCAUGUUAUAUAAGCCAGUUGAAAGGCGAUUCGAAUUUAAUAAUCGGACUUGGGAUACCACCUUAUGGAAUACUUAUAAAGAACACAUGUGCAUAUAACUUUGCUGAGUUGAAUUCCAUUGUUGAUUUUUACUACGUUGAAUCAAGGAGAAUAAAUCCAUGUUUACCUGACGUAUUCAACGGCGUAGUCCCCGUUGGAAAAACCGAACACGGCACAAAUUAUUAUUUGGGACUGGAAGAAAUCAGUGAAAUCCUUUCAGAAACACAAAUAGAUAAGAAAAAACUCGUAUACGUUCUUCAAUUCGGUCCCUAUGAAAAAGAUGUCCCAAAAAUGAAAUCGUAUCAUCAUGUGUGUACAAAUCAAUAUAAUUGCUCCACGUGGUGUAUUGAAAAUACAAAGAAUUUUUUUUCGAAGGGCGUUUUUGUGCGUAAACAAAAUGCCGGAUGUAGUAUCGCAUAUUUUGAGCUUGAUGACAUACAGAAUGAAUGUGGAUGUGGUGCUUUUAUCGGAGUGAAAAACAUUGUGGCAGGUUACCGUGGAGGGGAAAUGCAACCAUGCGCAAAAUUUGACGUCAAAAGUUCGACACUGAUAUAAACCAAGCCUUAUCAUUUUUAAUUAUGUUUUAAAUUUUCAUCAUCAUGAACGCACUUUAUAUAUUUAUUUAUGUCAUUGAAAUAAUAUUUAUCAAAAUAUACAGAAAUAUUUCUUAACGGUUCGUGUUGUAUCAAAUCAAUAUGACAAAUUUUUAC
Molecule: messenger RNA, 784 nt
Organism: Sipha flava (yellow sugarcane aphid)
Lineage: Eukaryota; Metazoa; Arthropoda; Insecta; Hemiptera; Aphididae
Source: RefSeq, a predicted model, not a curated record